AUGCCUCUCGUCAAAAUGGAGACAUUUACAGGCGUGGAAGGAGUCGAUUAUUUCAAAGUCACAAUUGGUGGUAGAAAGAUCAAGGAUGAGUUUGCACUCAAGUCAGGAUUGGACACCAUUUUCAACGAAGCUGGAAAAUCCGGCGAGUACGCUUGCUGCCAUGUGGAUCUUCGCCACUGGGAUAUCUAUUCCUGGGAGCAAAAGGAUGUACUAAAGGAGCUUUACGGAUUGAAAGAUGCGGGCAUGGACUCUGGGGUGUAG
Messenger RNA from Fusarium verticillioides 7600, 261 nucleotides. RefSeq lists its product as hypothetical. NCBI's taxonomy places the organism in Eukaryota, Fungi, Ascomycota, Sordariomycetes, Hypocreales, Nectriaceae. The transcript has a single exon. The coding region runs from base 1 to 261 and encodes 86 amino acids. The record is from RefSeq and is a predicted model, not a curated record.